GUAUGUUAAUUUUAAAUUUUAAAUUUUAAAGUUCAAAAUGAGUGGUUCUGGAAAAAGUCUCCUUGGUCUUUGGCUUUACCGAACUGGAGAAGAUUGGACUCUGAGAGAGGCAUCUCAAACAGCUCCGAGACCUACAGUGAGUGGUCGACCAGAUCAGACAAAAUUUGAUACAAAGAACUCUGUAAUAUUCUCAUUGAAAAAUCGAGUCGGUGGACUUGCUCAAGCACUUCAAGUUUUUCAAGAUUUAGGUGUAAAUGUGUUGCACAUUGAAUCUAGACCAUCUCGCCGUAGAGAAUCGGAAUUCGAAAUUCUGGUAGACGUGGAGUGUGACAAUAAAAAAAUGGAGCAGUUGACUGGGAUGUUGAAGCGUGAGGUUGCAGCUAUAAAUUUAGCAACGUACGAGAGUGGUGCCGAAGUGCCACCUCCUACUCCGAUGUCAGCUACGGCUAGUUUUGAUUUUUCAGAGUUUGAGCUUCCGUGGUUUCCGAAAAAAAUUUCUGAUUUGGACAAAGCUCAACGAGUACUGAUGUAUGGAACAGAGUUAGAUGCUGACCAUCCAGGAUUUAAAGAUCCGGUGUAUCGAAAAAGGCGUGUAGAAUUCGCACACAUAGCGAACUCUUAUAAAUAUGGACAUCCAAUACCAAGAGUUCAGUACACGCCUGAAGAAAUCAAGACUUGGUGCGUGAAUUUCCGUUUGAAUUUUCUUAUCAAUUAAAAAUCUACAGUGUAUUAAUUAAUAGGAAAGUCUGUAACCAUUUUUAUACUUUUUUGGAAAUCAUAAAAGAAUUGUCAACGCAUUUCUAAAUUUUCUUUUUAUAUACCAUGGUUAAAGCCAAAGAAAGGCCUUUCGUCAUAUUUUACUAAAAUAAAAAAAAAGCCAUUUUUAAUAUUCGUACUACGUCAUAAACUAGGGUUAUUGAUUUUGCGAUAUCAAUAGUCUAGGAAACCCUCUGUGUUUAUGAAAAAUGUACGCUAUAUUGCACUGUCUAAGACAUUGCGGUAAUAAAAGUGUAUUUAAUUUCGAUCAGAACAAAAUAUUUUGGACCGUAUUUUUCUUCUCGCAUUACUAUACGUAUCCUGAUCUGUUUAUUUUUCAAAUAAGUUAUUCAUCGGCAGAGUUCUCGUUCGGUGGUUAACCUGCUCAGUCGGUAAUUAAUCCGAUUAUCUCGAAUAAACGUCGGGUAGUUCAAAGUCGUAUAGACACCGAUAUUCAAACGGUUAUUGAGUUAUCCGGAUACAGCGCAUUUACGUCUGCGCUUUCAUACGACAAUAAUAACAUAUAAGCACCUUUACUGCGAAAAUCAACUUGAUUAUUGUUGCGUAUACAAGCGAAUGCGCACGUAUGCAUUUUAUGAAUACUCGCAUUGAUAAUUUAAUUGAAUCUACAAAACUGUCAAGACGUAAUGAAGGGAAUUUAAUCCUGCGAACAGGAUACGGCGAGCGAUCCAAUAGAGUCUGACCGUCUGUAUAUGAAAUGUCGCCGUUAAUAAUCACGUCAAAAACAAUUUUCUUUGGUGAAAUCGA
Messenger RNA from Myzus persicae (green peach aphid), 1524 nucleotides. Its product is annotated as tryptophan 5-hydroxylase 2-like. The transcript is spliced from 6 exons. The coding region runs from base 38 to 715 and encodes 225 amino acids. Gene Ontology annotation, biological process: aromatic amino acid metabolic process. Lineage: Eukaryota; Metazoa; Arthropoda; Insecta; Hemiptera; Aphididae. The record is from RefSeq and is a predicted model, not a curated record. Gene Ontology annotation, molecular function: tryptophan 5-monooxygenase activity; iron ion binding. Gene Ontology annotation, cellular component: neuron projection.